Molecule: messenger RNA, 484 nt
Organism: Phaethon lepturus (White-tailed tropicbird)
Lineage: Eukaryota; Metazoa; Chordata; Aves; Phaethontiformes; Phaethontidae
Gene: NPC2
Product: Niemann-Pick disease, type C2
Exons: 3
Biological process (GO): cholesterol efflux; intracellular cholesterol transport
Molecular function (GO): cholesterol binding
Source: RefSeq, a predicted model, not a curated record
GGUUCCAAAGACGGCAGCAUCCAAGAGGUGAACGUGAGCCCCUGCCCCACGCAGCCCUGCCAGCUCCACAAAGGGACAUCCUACAGCAUCAACGUCACCUUCGCCAGCAAGAUUGAGAGCCAGGGCAGCAAAGCGAGGGUGUACGGUGAGAUGCUGCACGUGGACAUUCCCUUUCCCAUUCCUGAGCCUGAUGGAUGCAAGUCUGGGAUCCAGUGCCCCAUUCAGAAGGGCCAUUCCUACAGCUACCUGAAUAAACUCCCUGUGAAGAGCGAGUACCCCAGUAUUAAACUCAUUGUGAAGUGGGAGCUGGUGGAUGACCAGGACCAGAUGUUGUUCUGCUGGAAGAUACCCGUGCAGAUUACUAGCUGAGGAGCCCUGCCAUUAGUAGGGCCUGGGGAGGGGGAAAAACAGAAGAAAACACAGGCCAAAUUCUUUUAUAUAAUAAGCAUUUCUUACUGCUUCCUUCAGAGCUCUGCAGCCUCUG